This is a messenger RNA of Plasmodium yoelii, 543 nucleotides long. RefSeq lists its product as uncharacterized. The transcript has 6 exons. Gene Ontology annotation, biological process: formation of translation preinitiation complex. Bases 1 to 543 code for a protein of 180 amino acids. Gene Ontology annotation, molecular function: RNA binding. NCBI's taxonomy places the organism in Eukaryota, Apicomplexa, Aconoidasida, Haemosporida, Plasmodiidae. The record is from RefSeq and is a predicted model, not a curated record.
AUGAAAGGAUUUUGUGUGGAUAACAUUUCGUCGCAAAAUCUGAUGAAAUCCUCUGUACAAAGGAGUAUCAAAGCAACGAUAUUAAAACAAUAUCCAAAAUUGGAAAAUUUUAUUGAUGAUAUAUUUCCUAAAAAGGAACCAAUAUUUUUAGGGAAAUGCACAAACCAUGUAACUAUAAUAAUAGGAAAUAAUGAAGUGCUUUUUUUUCAAAUACGAAAUGGACCAUGGAUGCCAAAUUUGAGAUUAGUUCACACAUAUCCAUUUUUAAUGCCACAAAUACAAGUUGAUAAGGGUGCAAUAAAACAUGUAUUGAGGGGGUCAAAUGUAAUGUGCCCUGGUGUAACAUCUCCAGGUGGUAAAUUAGACGAUGUUGAAGCAAAUACCGUUGUGCAAAUUCGAGCUGAAGGUAAAGAGCAUGCUUGUGCAGUAGGAAUAGCAACUAUGUCAUCAAAAGAAAUAAUUGAAAUAAAUAAAAAUAUGUGUAUUGAGAAUAUUCAUUACCUGAAUGACGGAUUGUGGAAUUGCAAACUGAAUGACAAAUAA